This is a messenger RNA of Symbiodinium sp. CCMP2592, 1554 nucleotides long. Lineage: Eukaryota; Dinophyceae; Suessiales; Symbiodiniaceae. The record is from the annotation of a GenBank genome assembly.
AUGUUGGCCACUCCGGGCGUCGGGGUUGGCCUGCAUCCACAUGUGCCGAGCCAUCGCCGGUUUUGGCGCUUUUGGUCACCGCCAGAGCACUGCACGCAGGAUCUGGCGAGCGUCUUUUGCUGCGCAUGCGUCGUGCAUCAUCGCCAGAGUCGCCGCACUGUGGCCAUGGCUCCCCAGAAAGCCGCCGGUGAGGUCCAGAUAGAGACGGAUCGCCAGAAGCAGCUGCGAGCACUGGGGGUGGCAGUGCUGCUUUGCGGCGCCAGCGGAUGCUUUCACACUUUGCCGGUGUUUAUCGACAGCAAGCUUGCAACCGAUCCACAGCUGCCCGGCCUCACCGCCGCCACAUUGCCCUGGAGCGCCACCGCGCUGUUUGCCGGCUGGCUGGUGGGCUCUGUGACACUGCGUCAGGCCCUUGAGGUCUUUACCAAAGCUCAAUUCCUCGCCGCCUCCUCUGUUGGUUUGCUGCUGUGCACGCUGGCUACGGUCACCCUUCCCCACCUUACUGGUGGCAGCAUCUACGUGCUCUCUGCCGUGCGCUUUGUCACCGGCCUCCUAUUUGCCACUGGCCCGGUCGGCAAUCUUUAUGUUCAAGACUGCUUGCCGGCCAGCCAGCGCAAUCAGGCCAUGGCGUUCAUCAAUACGGCCUAUUCGAUUAUCGCUAUCGCAAUGGCGAUCUUCUGCGGAGCCACUCAGUCGCUGGAUUGGCGUCUCGACGCACUUCUGUGGUGCGGUUUGCCGCCACUCCUCGCAAUCGCCGUGUGCUUUCAGUCGCCAGUGGAACUGCUCCGCUCUCUCCCAACAGCGAUGUCCAAGCGCAGCGCGCAAGAGUCGGAAUCCAGCGGAAUGUCCGGCCCAGAAAUCUCAGGUGCAAUCAAGCUGGCGACGUGCUUUUUAGCCUGUGGCUGUGGCUCCUAUGGUCUCAGCUACUCCGCGGGAAAGCUGUCCGAGAACCUCUACACCAACUCUGUGUUGCUGAACGGGGCUGAUAUCCUGGGCUAUGUGGCGGUGCUUGGGGCUGACGUCCUGGGCCGGAAAGCUUUCCAAAGUGGUAGCUUCUUCCUGGCCGCCGUAUGCCUGCUUUUCUGCGCAGUGCUGCAGCCCGGCUGGAACCUCAUCGCUUGCGCGAUGGUGGGGCGGAUCUGUCUCAAUGUCUGUUUCACGACUAUUUAUGUAGCACUGGCCACGGUCUUUCCGGAAUCGAGCCAGAAGAAUGUGCUGCCACUGUGCCAGAUCACUGCGCGUGUGGGUGGCAUCCUCGCCCCCAUGUCUGGGACCCUCCCGGCUGCAGUGUCUUGUCCAGCCUUCGGCAGUUUGUGCAUGCUCGCAGUAGUAGCCACGCUGACCCUCCCAGAGAGGAUCGGGGAGGUGCACCUCGCCAGACUUCCGCCCGCAUACAUCGCCGUGAGUGGCACGGAGGUCCUGGCAGGUGACAGCAUCAUCUUCGCCCAGCGAGCUGCCGAGCACGGGGCAAGAGUCUACCUAGACAUCUUCCCGGGCAUGUGGCAUGGCUUCCAGCAGUAUCUCGAAGGCCCGCACCCGGAAGAUAUGUGUUGA